Molecule: messenger RNA, 802 nt
Organism: Paramisgurnus dabryanus
Lineage: Eukaryota; Metazoa; Chordata; Actinopteri; Cypriniformes; Cobitidae
Source: RefSeq, a predicted model, not a curated record
UUAGGGUUAUAUUUUAGGUUAUUAUGUCCUUAAGAAUAAAUAUUUACAGUAAAAGUACCCAAAAACAACGUCUCUAUAUUUUUUCCAGCUCCUCUUUCAUGAGCUCUGUUCAGAACACCUGGUUUUGGCCCGUCUAAGUAAUAUUCAUGAGCCUCUCUGCUGAUUGGCCUGUUGUUUUCUGAGUGACGCUCAGCCGGGCCAACCACAGUUAACUAGUGUCAUGUAUGCCGUAGUCACGCUGUGCCUUGGUAAUACACACAAUAUCAAUAGAAAAACCGAUAAGUAAAUGAUGGAGACUACUCGGGGAAAUAUUUUUCGUCCUUACAUGUUUGAGCCAGAGUCAGACCCGGAAUCGGCGCAGACAGUAGAGAACAGACCACCUCCUCAAACGCGUUUACAACAGGACGUGUCAGAAUGGUGUACUUGUGGUAACUGUGCACGGAUGUCCACAGAACGCGAGAACACAUGCUGUAAGGAGACACCCAAGGUUUUAAGAAGAAUGAACCAAGUGUUAUCACCUCCAAACUGCAUGAUUGACCAUCCUGGUCUUCAGCCUGUAUGCUUGGAUGUUUAUUCAUUACAAAAUGCAUACAAUAUUUACCGGGCUGAUUACGGGCGUUUGCGACUAAGUACACAACGGUGUUACAGGUAUCUGGCAUACAGGAGCUUUGUCAGCUGGUGCUGGGGCUUUUUGGGCCGGAGAGUUAGGGUUGUCAUUCCCUCAUGUGUUGUCCUGCGAAUACGGCGUGAGUUCCCUGAAACUACAGGCAGCUACGUAGGGUUUAGACCACCUCUCGACUGA